AAUCUCUUGUGAUUCUACAUUCAUCAUCAUUUCUCUUUCUUUCAUCACAUCCAGUCCAGUAUCAGGUGCGUCGUGAUGAGACUCUGGUUCAAUGUGUCACGUCUCGUGUGGAGGUGGAGCGAUCCUCAGAGAUGUCAAACUCUUCUAGAGGUCCAGCGGUCCGAGCGUCUGCGUCUCGAGCAGUCGGCUCAUCAGCAGGUUCUUCAGACACACUCUCUGGAUCUCCAGACUCUCUCUUGACGGUCCGUUCCAUCGAUCUUCUGAAGUCCAGAGAUGGGCUGAACCGCAGAGAGCAUCGCACGGACGCUUUCAUUCAUGACAAACUGAUCGUCCGCAGAGGUCAAACCUUUCAGAUGUUGAUCGACCUCUCGCGACCAUUUAACCCUAAAACUGACCGUCUUCACCUGGAGCUCAGGUUAGAUUACAUGUUCACGAGUGUUCGAGGGAUUCGCAUCAUGGUUUGGUUAGUGGAUGAUCUGGAAGACGGCCGAUGGGAGAUGAAGAUCGUGGAGCAGAAAGACACAAAGAUCAGAUUGUCAGUCAAUACUCCAGCCAGCGCUUCUAUUGGCCAGUAUAAAGUCUCUGUGGUGACGUAUUCACGGAAGGGCGGGAUGUUAUUUCCAUACGCUCAGAAUAAUGAAUUCUACAUGCUGUUUAACCCCUGGUGUGAAGAUGAUCCGGUGUAUUUAGAUAAUGAAGCUGAAAGGAGAGAAUGUGUUCUGAAUAACAUGGGAAGAAUUUACUACGGUACCGAGCUGCAAAUCGGAACCAGAACCUGGAACUUUGCUCAGUUUGAAGAGGAUGUUCUUGAAGCUUCUCUGUUUGUGUUGGAGAGAUCGCGAGUCUCUGUGACGGCGUGGGGUGAUCCGGUGAUCAUGUGCAGAGUUAUAUCAGCUCUUGUCAACUCUAAUGAUGACAGGGGUAUACUGGAAGGCAAUUGGUCAGAGAGUUUUGAGGGUGGGACCGCGCCCACAGCCUGGAGUGGCAGUGGAGACAUUCUGAGACAAUACUACAAGAGUUCAGGAACGCCUGUGAAAUUCGCUCAAUGCUGGGUCUAUGCUGGAGUCACAAACUCAGUGUUGAGAUGUUUGGGAAUUCCUACCCGCUGUGUGACGAACUUUAGCUCCGCCCAUGACACAGACUUCUCCAUGACAACGGAUAUUUACAUUGAUGACAAACUGGAGGUCAUUAAAGAACGUACGAAUGAUUCUGUCUGGAACUUUCAUGUAUGGAAUGAGUCCUGGAUGGCUCGUCCGGAUCUCCCGGUGGGUCAUGGGGGGUGGCAGGUGGUCGACUCCACCCCUCAAGAGCACAGUCAGGGUUCCUACCGCUGCGGUCCGACCUCUGUCACCGCGGUCCGUAACGGACAGGUCAACCUAAAGUACGACACACCGUUUGUGUUUGCUGAAGUGAACAGUGAUAAAAUCUUCUGGCAGAGGAAACCUGAUGGGAGUUUCUCUCAAGUCCACGUGGAGAAGCAUUCCAUCGGUCAGCACAUCAGCACUAAAGCUGUGGGCUCAGACAUGCGUAUCGAGAUCACACACCUCUACAAACACCCAGAGGGUUCAGAGGAGGAGCGUAUGGUUGUGGAGACGGCCAGUCGUUACGGCUCUAAACCGAUGAUGUAUCCCCUCCCCUUGGCCAAUGAUGUGACGGUUGAAAUCAUUAUGGAGGGGGCGGGGCCUCGUAUGGGCGGUGAUGCCAAACUGAGUCUGGUCCUGAAGAACAGAAGUUCAGUUCAGCGCAGCACAACACUUCUGUGUGAGGUGCUGGUCAUGUAUUACACUGGAGUUCUGAAAGCAUCGCUGAAGAAAGAACGUUUUCCUGUCAUCCUCAAACCUCAAGAGAUCAAAUCUAUUCCCUGGAUCCUGCAGUAUGGAGAGUAUAUGAAUCAUCUGGUGGAUCAGGGAGCUCUGAUGCUCACCGUCACCGGACGAGUCAAUCAAACCAAACAGAUUCUGGCCACUCAGUUCAACUUCAGACUGCGAACACCAGAUCUCACCAUCACUCCUGUAGGAGAAGCUGUGAUGGGUAAAGAGCUGACGGUCAAGAUCUCAUUUCAAAAUCCACUGCAGCAGGUGUUGAAGAACGUUCUGUUCAGGAUCGAGGGAUUGGGAAUGCAGAGCGUCAGAAAGAUCCUCUAUGGUGAUGUGGAGAAGCUGGCGACAGUGACACUGACGGAGAAGUUUGUCCUUGUGUUCUCCGGCCCUCAGAAGCUUCUGGCAUCGAUGGACUGCCGUCAGCUCACUCAGGUGCACGGAGUCGCUGAUAUUGUGGUGAAACGACAGUAAAACAGAAACUUUAUUUCAUUUCUGUUUGCUCUGAAGGACAGUAAA
Triplophysa dalaica is the source of this 2336-nucleotide messenger RNA. RefSeq names its product protein-glutamine gamma-glutamyltransferase K-like. The transcript is spliced from 14 exons. Gene Ontology annotation, molecular function: protein-glutamine gamma-glutamyltransferase activity. Gene Ontology annotation, biological process: peptide cross-linking. The coding region runs from base 132 to 2291 and encodes 719 amino acids. Lineage: Eukaryota; Metazoa; Chordata; Actinopteri; Cypriniformes; Nemacheilidae. The record is from RefSeq and is a predicted model, not a curated record.